Cadophora gregata is the source of this 1929-nucleotide messenger RNA. RefSeq lists its product as uncharacterized. The record is from RefSeq and is a predicted model, not a curated record. Gene Ontology annotation, biological process: transmembrane transport. Gene Ontology annotation, molecular function: transmembrane transporter activity. Gene Ontology annotation, cellular component: fungal-type vacuole membrane. Bases 218 to 1600 code for a protein of 460 amino acids. Lineage: Eukaryota; Fungi; Ascomycota; Leotiomycetes; Helotiales; Ploettnerulaceae. The transcript is spliced from 3 exons.
GGGACAAUUGCGUUGGUCGACAUAACUGGGUGGCUGUCCCGGGUAUAAUUUCUUUUGAAGACAGGGAAUAUCUUUCACAUCUGCGGUGCGACCGAACUUGAGUUGUCAUCUCAGCCUUCGCCGCAUCCCACUCCGUCGAGCUCCUUCACCUCGAAUUCAAGAUCAAAACAAAUGUCCAACGCCGUACCAACAUCUUUCUAUCAGAAUCGUAAUUAAGAUGCGACUUCUUCAAAAAUUUGUUGCGGAGCUAGGACUCGUAUCUUUAGUUCGUGCGCCCCGUGACACCAAACUGAUUAUUCUGCAGCGCUUCAUUCGUUUCUUCGCCUUCGGAGGCUCAACAAUUGUGCUCGCACUCUACCUUCAUGCUCAGCAGCUCCCUGACUCAAAGGUUGGAAUAUUUAUGAGUUUGGCGCUCGUGGGCGAUGUGAUCAGCUUCGGGCUUGCCUUGCUGGCUGAUGGAGUAGGGCGGAAGGUUGUUCUUGGGCUCGGAGCAUUGUUGAUGGUGUUUAGUGGAGCGGUGUUUACAUUUAGCGGGAAUUUUUGGGUUUUGCUAGCAGCAGGUGUUGUUGGGAUUAUCAGUCCAAACGGUCGAGAGAUUGGGCCGUUCAGUGCCAUCGAAGAAUCGACACUCGCGCAUCUCACACCUCUAGAUAUCCGGAGUGAUAUCUUCGCGUGGUACACUGUGUUCGGAUCAGCUGGUAAUGCGGCGGGCAAGCUCGCCACUGGUUUUAUCGUGCAGCACUUACAGACUCUUGAUGGCUGGAACCAGAUCAAGUCGUACCAAGCUGUGUUUUUCGCAUACGCGGUCCUGGGUGGUGUCAAUUUCCUCAUCACUUUCGCCUUGAGCGAUGAAGUGGAAUUGUAUGGACGUGAGGAGCAACGAUCAGAUAACGGAAGCGAAGAUGAGGAACCUCUGAUGUCGGAGAUGGAAGAUGGUGAGGAUGGAGAGCAAACAGUGAAAGAAAAGCGAUCGCUGCUACCCAAUAUCAGUAAAGAAAGUCGAAUAAUCGUGUUCAAGCUUUGUUGUCUUUUUGCGGUAGAUUCUUUAGCAUCUGGACUCGUGCCAGCAUCAUGGAUGACGUAUUUCUUCUAUGGUAAGUUCUCGCUCGAGGAAGGGUCGCUGGGAACAAUAUUUUCCGUCAUGGCAUUCCUCUCAGCCAUAUCUUCCUUAGUCGCUGCAUCGCUCUCAAAACGGAUUGGUCUCAUCCGAACUAUGGUAUUCACACAUUUGCCAUCGACAAUUUUCCUCAUGUUGAUACCAGUACCACCCUCACUUGCAGGUGCUCUCGUGUUCCUCAUCCUUCGAUCUUCGCUCGCAUCGAUGGAUAUCGCACCCAAGGCAGCCUUCCUUUCCAUGGUGGUCUUGCCAGGCGAAAGAACAGCGGUAAUGGGACUCAUCUCUGUGGUUCGCACUUUCAGCCAGAGCGGUGGACCUGUCAUUACAGGUAUUCUUGCUCAGUCUGGAAAAUUCUGGGUCACUUUUCUGGUGGCGGGUUUGCUGAAAGCGGGAUAUGACAUUGGACUCUUGGCGGGCUUUCAAAGCUACAAGAGGAGGACGAACAUUGCUGCCCGAUCAGAGGACAACGAAGAAAGUCCAUAGAAAUCAAAAUUGUACAGUGUGGCAGAUUGGGCCAUGUCUGAAGUUCGGUGUAGCUGCACAGGAAUGCUAGUGGCCUACCCCACCUUGAAACCUUGUUACGGCUGCCAUGACUCGCGCUUUUGUUGACUUUUAAGCGAAGAGUCCGAGUAUAAACUCGAGCAAGAAUUUACUCAUUGGUCUAUCAGAUAUACUAAGCUCAUCGAUUUUCAAAGUUUCUCUCUUCUGUGUGUCUAUCCAUAAGUGCAAUUCCACAAGCACGUGCUCUUGGAUCAAUUUGAGCAUUCCCCAGCUUAAGAUAAUUUUGCUUCUGAUUUAAUAGAACGUAGUGG